This is a messenger RNA of Neltuma alba, 834 nucleotides long. Its product is annotated as mitochondrial pyruvate carrier 4. The record is from RefSeq and is a predicted model, not a curated record. Lineage: Eukaryota; Viridiplantae; Streptophyta; Magnoliopsida; Fabales; Fabaceae. Gene Ontology annotation, biological process: pyruvate import into mitochondria. Gene Ontology annotation, cellular component: mitochondrial inner membrane. Bases 145 to 471 code for a protein of 108 amino acids. The transcript has 5 exons.
AUAUUAUUGGUUGUUGGUUUUCAAGUGGACACCCACGUGUUUUAUCGACGAAGUAUUUGGUUGCCUCAGCGUUGGAGUCGCCAAACCCAUUUUGCGUCGGAGACCAGAAAAUCGGAGCAGAAAUCCGCGAGGGCAGCAGUGUUCAUGGCGGCCUCGAAGCUACAAGCCUUUUGGAAUCACCCGGCUGGGCCAAAAACCAUUCACUUCUGGGCUCCUACAUUCAAGUGGGGCAUCAGCAUUGCCAAUGUUGCUGAUUUCACGAAACCACCUGAGAAACUCUCCUACCCCCAGCAAAUAGCGGUUACAGCUACUGGACUUAUCUGGUCACGUUACAGCACUGUAAUAACUCCGAAAAAUUGGAACCUAUUUAGUGUAAAUGUCGCAAUGGCAGGAACAGGGAUAUACCAACUCACUCGCAAAUUGCAGCAUGACUAUUUCUCCGAGGCAGAUGCGGCUGUCGCUAAAGAAUGAUGACGAAAAUCUGAGAGAAUCUGAACUUGUGAUACUGGGUCUAGAAGCCAUUCGUUUGACCUGACCGUAAUCUUGGGCUUUGGAGUUCUUUUGGGAAAUUAUUGGCGAUGGGAAGGCUCUGGUCCUCCUUAACUUUCUGUCAUUUCAUUCUUGUUUAUAUUUGAUUGAAAAAUAAGGUACACUCAAUGCUACAGGUGCCUACUUGGUGGGCACCUGUGGCUAGACUACUGAAAAUCAGAUGCCAGGAGUUUUCGUACAUUCUCUUUGGCAGAAUAUUAUAUCUUACAAGUCUGAAAACUUCAAAAGUAUGUUUUCCCCCAAUCUUUAAGUUUUUUAAUCAAACAGUAGAUAAUGUAAAUACAA